Messenger RNA from Tarenaya hassleriana, 1790 nucleotides. RefSeq names its product ammonium transporter 1 member 1-like. Gene Ontology annotation, molecular function: ammonium channel activity. Gene Ontology annotation, cellular component: membrane. The coding region runs from base 48 to 1556 and encodes 502 amino acids. The transcript has a single exon. Gene Ontology annotation, biological process: ammonium transmembrane transport; ammonium homeostasis. The record is from RefSeq and is a predicted model, not a curated record. Lineage: Eukaryota; Viridiplantae; Streptophyta; Magnoliopsida; Brassicales; Cleomaceae.
UUGUACCAUUAGUCUCUCUCUCUCUCUCUCUCUCUCACCUGCAAACAAUGUCGGGAGCAAUAAGCUGUUCGGCCAUAGACCUGUCCUCGUUGCUCGGCCCGAACGGCACAGCAGCGGCCGACUACAUAUGCAGCCAGUUCGGGUCGGUGAACACAAAGUUCACUGACGCGUCCUACGCCAUAGACAACACCUAUCUUCUCUUCUCGUCCUACCUCGUAUUCGCCAUGCAGCUAGGGUUCGCCAUGCUCUGCGCUGGUUCUGUCCGAGCCAAGAACACCAUGAACAUCAUGCUCACUAAUGUCCUUGACGCAGCCGCCGGCGGUCUCUUCUACUACCUCUUCGGCUACGCCUUCGCCUUUGGGUCUCCUUCCAAUGGUUUCAUUGGAAAACACUUCUUCGGCCUCAGGUCUUUCCCCACCUCUUCCGCCGAUUACUCUCAUUUUCUUUACCAAUGGGCUUUCGCCAUCGCUGCCGCCGGAAUCACCAGUGGCUCGAUCGCGGAACGGACUCAGUUCGUCGCGUAUCUUAUCUACUCGUCGUUCUUGACCGGGUUCGUCUACCCAGUUGUGUCCCAUUGGUUCUGGUCCGCGGACGGGUGGGCUAGUCCAAUUAGGUCCAAUGGUGACUUGCUGUUUGGGACCGGAGCCAUCGAUUUUGCUGGCUCAGGUGUCGUACACAUGGUCGGAGGAAUCGCCGGUCUCUGGGGAGCUUUGAUCGAAGGCCCGAGAAUCGGACGGUUCGGAAGCGGAGGCAGCGCCAUCGCCCUCCGUGGCCACUCCGCAUCGCUCGUCGUUCUCGGUACUUUCCUCCUGUGGUUCGGUUGGUACGGAUUCAACCCUGGUUCGUUCCUCAAGAUCCUCAGUCCGUACAACUCCUCCGGUUCAUUCUACGGACAGUGGAGCGCGGUUGGUAGAACCGCGGUCACGACUACUCUCGCCGGCUCCACGGCGGCUCUGACCACUCUGUUCGGGAAGCGUCUCCUCUCAGGCCACUGGAACGUGACCGAUGUCUGCAACGGUCUCCUUGGCGGGUUCGCGGCCAUAACCGCGGGUUGCUCGGUGGUUGAGCCAUGGGCUGCGAUAAUCUGUGGAUUCGUGGCAGCCCUGGUCCUCAUCGGCUGCAACAAGCUGGCCGAGAUGUUGAAAUACGAUGACCCGCUCGAGGCAGCUCAGCUCCACGGCGGGUGCGGAGCCUGGGGCCUGAUCUUCACGGCCCUGUUCGCGACCGAGAAAUACGUGGAGGAGGUGUAUCCGGGAAAGCCGGGGCGGCCGUACGGUCUGUUCAUGGGAGGAGGAGGGAGGUUGCUUGGAGCGCAAGUAAUACAGAUCCUGGUGAUAGUCGGAUGGGUAAGCGCCACGAUGGGGACGCUGUUUUACGUGUUGCGAAAGUUAGGGCUGCUGAGGAUAUCGGCGGAGGACGAGAUGCAGGGGAUGGACAUGACGAGGCAUGGAGGGUUUGCUUACAUGUAUUCUGAUCAUGAUGGAGAUGUGUCUCCUAAGGCGAUUCAACUGAGGAAAGUUGAACCUGCUUCCACAUCUCCCGACACUCCGGUCUGAUUUUCUAGAUUCUGUUUUUCGUUUUUUUAAAUGUUUUGGCCACUUUUUUUUGUUUGUUUGGGGAAAUAUGUAAUUUAUAGAUUCUGUUUUUCGUUUUUUUUUUAUAAAUGUUUUGGGCACUUUUUUUUGUUUGGGGAAGAUCUGUAAUUUAUAGAUUGUGUAGUGGUCUUUAUGUGUUGAAAAAUGUUGUCUCUCUUGUUUCAAUUUCGUAAAUGAAUAAUUGAAAAGCAAAUA